This is a messenger RNA of Pelecanus crispus (Dalmatian pelican), 1070 nucleotides long. The record is from RefSeq and is a predicted model, not a curated record. Lineage: Eukaryota; Metazoa; Chordata; Aves; Pelecaniformes; Pelecanidae.
AUUUUGAAGCAAGUUUUAUUCGCCUGAUUGACAAAGUGACCAAUGGCUCUAGGAUUGAAAUAAACCAAACAGGUACUACCUUGUAUUAUCAGCCUGGUCUUCUGUAUGGAGGCUCCUUGGAACAUGACUGCAGCCCCAGUCGUAGUAUUGGCUACUAUUUGGAAAGUCUGCUCUGCUUGGCACCUUUCAUGAAACAUCCAUUGAAGAUUGUCCUGAGGGGAGUAACAAAUGACCAAGUAGAUCCUUCGGUUGAUGUUCUUAAGGCAACGGCUCUACCCCUGCUGAAGAAGUUUGGAAUUGAUGGUGAAAGUCUGGAAAUCAAGAUCAACCGGAGAGGAAUGCCUCCCAAAGGUGGUGGAGAGAUACUGUUUGCUUGCCCAGUGAGAAAGGUCUUGCAGCCUGUUCAGUUCACAGACCCUGGCAAAAUCAAGCGCAUCAGAGGAACUGCAUACUCUGUCAGAGUGUCACCACAGAUGGCAAACAGAAUGGUGGAAUCUGCAAGGAGCAUCCUGAAUAAAUUCCUCCCAGAUAUUUAUAUCUGCACGGAUCAUAUGAAGGGGGUCAGCUCUGGAAAAUCGCCAGGUUUUGGCAUGUGCCUUACUGCAGAAACCAUCAAUGGUACUAUUCUCAGUGCUGAGCUAGCCUCAAACCCUCAGGGCCAGGGAACAGCUGUGCUUCCCGAGGAACUUGGCCAGAAUUGUGCUAAGCUGUUGCUUGAGGAGGUCUACAGGGGAGGCUGUGUAGAUUCAACAAAUCAGAGCCUUGCUCUGCUCCUCAUGACCCUUGGACAACGGGAUGUUUCCAAAGUCCUGUUAGGACCUCUGUCUCCAUACACAAUCGAGUUUCUGCGACACCUGAGAAGCUUCUUCCAGAUCAUGUUUAAAAUUGAAACAAAGACCCCUGAGGAAGAGCACAUGGGCGGGGAGAAAGUCUUAAUGACAUGUGUUGGCAUUGGAUUUUCCAAUCUUAGCAAAACUAUACGAUAAGAAACAUCUGCAGACUUCAUGAAACAGGGCAGCAGAAAAUGCUGCAGAGAUCUGAUAAAAUGGGCGUUUCCCUGCACUGUUCUG